AUGGGUGCUGUUGACGUCAAUUCGCCCAACGAUGUUGCCGGGUCCGAUCCUGUGACUGAUCUUGACACGGGGAUGGUAGCAUGGGAUGACCAGCAUGACACCCAGAACCCAAGAAACUUCCCGUCAACGAGGAAAUCUACCAUCCUGGCUCUUCUUAGCUGCAUGAUAGUGCUCAGUUUCUUGACGUCCUCAGUCAUCGCACCAGCUGCUUCAAGCAUUGACUCUGAGUUUCACAAUGAUUCAUCGACAGUUUCUUCAAUGGUUACAACUAUCUACGUCUUUGGCUACCUUGUCGGACCUCUUUUUCUUUCACCUCUCAGCGAAUUCUACGGUCGACGCCCAGUAUUCUACUACGCCAACAUCUUCUUCACCCUCACCCACGUCGGCAGCGCCCUGUCCCCCAACAUCGGGUGCCUCCUCGCCUUCCGCACAAUUUCAGGCUUCGGCGCCUCGGCAUGCUUCUCCGUCGCAGGCGGAAUGCUAGCAGACCUCUAUGAUGUCCACCAACGCGGGGUACCAAACGCAGUCAUCACGACGGGUUCUCUAUUCGGACCCGUGCUCGGGCCCUUGUUCGGGGGCAUCAUCACGCAACGCGCAGGCUGGCGCUGGAUCUUCUGGACGCUUCUUAUCGCAUCUGCCAUUGUGACGGUCCUCAUGAACCUUUUCACGCCAGAGACAAAUGCGCACAUUGUCUUGCGUCGGAAGGCAUUGCGUAUUGGAAAGGAGACGGGGAGGACGGACUUGCUGAGCUUCUACGACAACCAGGUCGGGACCUCGUCCAAGAAGAAUCCUCAGACACUGGGUCAAGCACUCCGCCGCCCCUGGAAGAUGCUGUUCCGCUCACCUCUGGUCCCGGUGUUUUGCAUCAUGACGGGCUUCAUCUCAGCUCUCUUAUACAUCCUCCUCACAUCCACGUCCUCCUUCUUCCAGGAAGUCUACGGCUGGCCCCUCGAGACAGCUGGACUCGCCUACCUAGGCCUCGGCUUCGGAAGUUUAAUCGGUCUCCUCCUCUUCGCCAAAACCUCAGACCUCAUCGCCGCACGCCUCGCAAAGAAGAAUGGCGGCCUGUACCAGCCAGAGAUGAGACUGGUCACCGCCUUCAUUCCAGCCCUAUUCAUCCCCGUCACGUUUUUCUGGUAUGGGUGGUCAACGUAUUCGAGGACGCAUUGGAUCGUCCCCUUGAUCAGUCUGGCGCCGUUUGGCUUUGCUCAGGUUGGGAUCAACGCGUCUUCUCAGGCUUACUUGAUUGAUGCCUCUGGGCCCUAUGCAUCCUCUUCGUACGCCUGCGUUACUUCAGCUCGCUGUCUUAUAGGUGGAUUGCUUCCUCUGGUCGGGCCUAGUCUAUACAGAAACCUUGGCCUAGGAUGGGGCAAUUCGGUGCUUGGUUUUGUCAGUUUGGCCAUGGUUCCGAUCCCUCUUCUGUUGUAUCGAUAUGGGCAAAGGCUCAGAGAGAGGAACCCUCUGAACACUGUAUAG
Messenger RNA from Colletotrichum abscissum, 1476 nucleotides. Its product is annotated as major facilitator superfamily transporter. The transcript has 4 exons. Gene Ontology annotation, cellular component: membrane. NCBI's taxonomy places the organism in Eukaryota, Fungi, Ascomycota, Sordariomycetes, Glomerellales, Glomerellaceae. Gene Ontology annotation, molecular function: transmembrane transporter activity. The record is from RefSeq and is a predicted model, not a curated record. Gene Ontology annotation, biological process: transmembrane transport. The coding region runs from base 1 to 1476 and encodes 491 amino acids.